This is a messenger RNA of Ictalurus punctatus (channel catfish), 1380 nucleotides long. RefSeq names its product LIM homeobox 8a (gene lhx8a). Bases 190 to 1224 code for a protein of 344 amino acids. The record is from RefSeq and is a predicted model, not a curated record. Gene Ontology annotation, molecular function: DNA-binding transcription factor activity, RNA polymerase II-specific; RNA polymerase II transcription regulatory region sequence-specific DNA binding. Gene Ontology annotation, cellular component: nucleus. The transcript is spliced from 8 exons. NCBI's taxonomy places the organism in Eukaryota, Metazoa, Chordata, Actinopteri, Siluriformes, Ictaluridae. Gene Ontology annotation, biological process: neuron differentiation; forebrain neuron development; regulation of transcription by RNA polymerase II.
CUCUGAAUAAUAGGCGUGUGUAAAUGUGCCAAGGAGGUGCGGCCAUGGUGGAGAAAAAAGCCCCGGAAAAAAGUUCCUCCCAAACUGGAGUUGCUGUUAAAUCGUGGUGUAGACGCACAGGUGGAAUACCUGCAGUAAUGCUCCACACAAAGCCAUCUGAGACAGCCUGAACCUGCAAACCUUCACACCAUGUACUGGAAAGAUGAGCAGACGCUUUCCUGCCCCGGCGUGGAAGAGUUCAAGUCUGGAACCGAGAGCAAAAGCUCAACUCAAGACCUUUUGGAAGAAGUGUCGUGUCCGUCGUCUUCAGUCUCGUCGCCCACCGUCUCUUCACCUCAUGCCAUGACUGAGAAAGCCAUCUGCACCAGCUGCGGGAUGGAGAUUGUAGACAAAUACCUGCUCAAGGUAAACGACAUGUGCUGGCACGUGCGCUGUCUCUCGUGCAGCGUGUGUCAGACGUCACUCGGCCGCCACAUCAGCUGCUAUAUCAAAGAAAAAGAGAUUUUCUGUAAACUUGACUACUUCAGGAAAUACGGGACCCGCUGCGCUCACUGCGGCAGGAACAUCCACUCCAACGACUGGGUUCGCCGAGCCAAAGGGAACACCUACCACCUGGCCUGCUUCGCCUGCUUCUCCUGCAAACGCCAGCUGUCGACAGGAGAGGAGUUCGCUCUGGUGGACGAACGAGUGCUCUGCCGCGUGCACUACGACCGCAUGCUGGACAACCUGAAACGUGCCAUGGAGAACGGAAAAGGCGUGAAUGUAGAAGGAGCUGUCCCUUCGGAACAGGAAGUAAACCAGCCCAAGCCGGCGAAGAGAGCGAGGACGAGCUUCACGGCGGACCAGCUGCAGGUAAUGCAGGCUCAGUUUGCUCAGGACAACAACCCGGACGCUCAGACGUUGCAGAAGCUGGCCGAAAGGACCGGACUCAGCCGCAGAGUUAUUCAGGUUUGGUUUCAGAACUGCCGAGCGCGUCACAAGAAGCACGUGAGCCCGAACCACUCGUCCACGGCGCCGGUGUCGUCCCUGCAGCCGGGCAGACUGUCCCCGCCGCUGAUGGACGAGCUGCAGUACACGGCGUUCACUCCGGUCGACACGCCCAUGCUCACCGCUCUGCACUCGUACAUGGACGGUCAGUUCAACCCUGUUCAGUCUCCGACGUCGCUGGUGUUCCAGCCACUCCUUCCCCACUCGAUGACACAGCUGCCCAUCAGCCAUGCCUGAGACAAACCCCGCCCACUGCACCCUCUCAACCAAUCAGGUCAGAGUCUAGAGGAAAGCGUGAGGAACUUUUCAUCGCUCUGUUGACCAUGUCUUGCACCGUGACCCUGUAACUGUUCUCUCUUUUCAUGAGCGUUUACUGAAGGAUGGUCCAAGAAA